AUGAUUGCAGCUUUCGAUGAUGAAGAGCUGGACGCGAUUGCAAGAGAUGGAGUCAAGCGCUUAACGCUGCAGACCGAUAACGCGAGAAAUGACUACGAUCAGCUGCAGAUAAACCUGAAGCGACGAACAUUAAGUUCCAUGUAG
Messenger RNA from Peronospora matthiolae, 144 nucleotides. The record is from the annotation of a GenBank genome assembly. NCBI's taxonomy places the organism in Eukaryota, Oomycota, Peronosporomycetes, Peronosporales, Peronosporaceae.